AUGCCUGAGGCUCUUCGAUUAGGAGGCAUCGUCUCCUAUUUCACUCAGGAGGGCGGGUCGGUUGGGCUCAGCUCGCUGUGGCCGCGGAUUGCGAACGCGACCCGGGCCAACCACCAAGCUUUUGCGACUCUGGCAGGUGUGCCCUACAAGCAGAUCACGUGGGGGCAUCGGCGCUGUGGCAAAAUGAGGGCUGUUGCUGAAGCAUUGAAGUGUAUCCCUCCGGGUGCGUGGCUUUUCUUUAUUGACGCCGACGCUGCUUUCCGGGCCCAGACGGAGCCUUGCACCGCCAUGGAUCCGCUGUCUCCGGCCCCGAUGCACUGUGAUGCCUUGCCCUGGCACGA
Molecule: messenger RNA, 341 nt
Organism: Symbiodinium sp. CCMP2456
Lineage: Eukaryota; Dinophyceae; Suessiales; Symbiodiniaceae
Source: the annotation of a GenBank genome assembly